GGUGUCCUGCCUUCCCGACAGCCAGCGUCCGCGUCGUCCAGUCCUACGACUUCGGCUCCCUGGACUCAAGUCCUUGAGGCAAAAAGUGACUCUUGCACUUGGUGGCAGUCUCUUUUCGGUGACCACCAUCCAACAUCCAUUUGCUACCCGCCGCCAUUAUGAACAUCCGCAAUGCUCGGCCAGACGACCUGAUUAACAUGCAACACUGCAACCUUCUUUGCCUUCCCGAGAACUACCAGAUGAAAUACUAUUUCUACCAUGGCCUUUCCUGGCCCCAGCUUUCUUACAUUGCUGAGGAUGAGGACGGGAAGAUUGUGGGCUAUGUCCUGGCCAAAAUGGAGGAGGACCCAGAUGAUGUCCCCCAUGGACAUAUCACCUCACUGGCUGUGAAGCGAUCGCACCGGCGCCUCGGCCUGGCCCAGAAGCUGAUGGACCAGGCCUCCCGGGCCAUGAUCGAGAACUUUAGCGCCAAGUACGUAUCCCUGCACGUCAGGAAGAGUAACCGAGCAGCCUUGCACCUCUAUUCUAACACCCUCAACUUCCAGGUUAGUGAGGUGGAACCCAAAUACUAUGCAGAUGGGGAAGAUGCUUAUGCUAUGAAGAGGGAUCUCUCGCACAUGGCCAAUGAGCUGAGAAGGCAGCCAGAGCUGAAGGAGAAGGGCAGGUACGUGGUACUGGGCUCCAAGGAAAACCAGGAAACCCUGGGAAGCACACUUCCUAGUUCUGAAGAGGAUGGUGAGGAGAAGAUCCCGGCCGCUGAUGAUAGUAGCAAUGACCACAAGGAACCCAGCAAGUCCAUGGAGAGCACCCAUGCCCAGAACAGCUCAGAAGAUACAGAGUCUACCUCCUAGAACCUGCUUAAGCAUUGCAGUUCCUCGUGUCUCAGCCACGCCUGCCCUCUGAGCCCUGGCUCAGCCUAUAUGCUCUGCAGCACCUUUUCUGGGGUCAUCUCACAGUGACCCCAGUGGCUUCUCACUCUCAACAACCUUCCACAUAUCCCACUGGGAUUAUAAAGGAACACCUGGAAACCAGAGCCUCCUGCACAAGAGCCAAGAAAGUUUGAGGCCUCCCAUCACAGAACCUUCUUUGGCCUCCUCACACCAUGCCGCCGUUUUACUCUGUUGUAGUCCUGUGCUGGGUGUGGUUGUCUAGCAAGGUUGCCUCUUCCUGGAAUGCUAAACAGGAAGCCCCUCUGCUUUCAGUUUUUGCCAUUAUUUAUCUGGGUUCUCAUCCUUGAGGGGGCUGUCAGAACCAUCAAGUCAGACCUCGUGCCCCUUUCCUCUUCUUUCUUCCUCUUUGCUGGAAGAAGUAUUCUGUUUUCUCUUCUUUUCUCUGGGAACUCGUCCUCUGUCACACCCUUCCCUUUCUUGAGGAGGUAUUCUCCUUUCCAGUGGGAGAAAGUCAUGAGCAAGGGCCUCUACAAUGUAAUCAGAACUUGGAGAUAUUAAGAAAAGGACAACCAGUAAUUAAAUUGUAAUAUCUGA
Molecule: messenger RNA, 1484 nt
Organism: Leopardus geoffroyi (Geoffroy's cat)
Lineage: Eukaryota; Metazoa; Chordata; Mammalia; Carnivora; Felidae
Gene: NAA11
Product: N-alpha-acetyltransferase 11, NatA catalytic subunit
Exons: 2
Coding region: 159-851 (230 amino acids)
Biological process (GO): N-terminal peptidyl-glutamic acid acetylation
Cellular component (GO): NatA complex
Molecular function (GO): protein-N-terminal-glutamate acetyltransferase activity; protein N-terminal-serine acetyltransferase activity
Source: RefSeq, a predicted model, not a curated record